Messenger RNA from Cyclocybe aegerita, 780 nucleotides. The record is from the annotation of a GenBank genome assembly. NCBI's taxonomy places the organism in Eukaryota, Fungi, Basidiomycota, Agaricomycetes, Agaricales, Hemipholiotaceae.
AUGCCCACACCGGCUCCAGAGCCCAGAGUCCCUGAGAACCCAACUCGCCGAUGCUGGAUACGCUGCGCAGUCCAGACAGGUACCCCCGCUCCAACGGAGAUCAUGCCUCCCCUGAAUGCGCCACUCCCUGUCCCCGUCACAGCCUUCGACCAUGCUACGAUCUCUGUGGAAAGUGAACCACCUCAUCACAACUCUCAGCCUGCCAUGCCCGCUGCACCCGUCCUUGGUCCGUCUCCCAAAGGACACUCUGUCAAACCUGCACAUCGCCACUUCCGAUGGAGGAACCCAACUUCCAUGCCCCCUCAGUCAAUGUUUAGUGAAUUGUCUCCCCUCACUGACGAUCGCCCCAAUCUCACUAUUCCUGAAGACACGCUUGCUCCUAAUGAAAAUCUCCCGUCCCCACAGGCUGUUCAAGAGCAUGGUGCGCCCUCCAUCCCAAGUCCCCAUUCCAGUUCCCGCAGCCCAACCAGAAGUCGCCAUGUCCAACUUGCUGUCCCGACCCACAGCAAGCUCUUAAUCCCCGGGCAGCCCACGCCACAGAGUAGCCAACAAGAGCCUACAACCUGUUCUUAUCCCUACAACGAACUGCAGGCAGUUCACACUCUUAUCUGCCACCCUGCUGGCCAGAACAGGCUGCCUUAUGGGGUCUCAGCAUUAUCUUUAGCAAUGGCAACUGCUCAUGAACAGAGUGUCUAUUGCAAUGCAGCUGCACAGGUACGAGGGGUGGAGGCUAAGCUGAGGGAUCUUGAAGCUUGUAUGAUGGGGCAGAAGGGGCUCUAA